AUGAUUAUUUCAAUUGUUAAUUAUUUGAUGAAAAGUUUAUCAAUAUUCCUACAAAUCUUCGCUAUUGCAGCUCUGAUAUUCUCAACAGUAUCCUUGAUUGGCUUGGACAGCGCGCCUGCAGUCGCCUUCCAAUCCAACUUCGACUGUCUCAAGUCAGCUGGAUAUUCAUUUGCCAAUGUGAGAGCAUUCUCAUUGGAAGGAAUCGAUCUUGACCUCAGCGUCAAGGACACCCUUAUCUACGCAAAGAGAGCAGGACUCAAGACAGAGCUUUUCAUUAGGCCUUGCAGAGGAAAAAGCGCAAAGUUGCAAAUUGAUGCAGUGGUGUUGGUGAUCGCUAAUCAAUACUAUGACAGAUUCUGGCUCUUCUUGGAGGAUAAUCCUAACCCUGGCUGCACUUGGGGCAACGACCAUAAAGCAAACUGCGAUUAUGUGAAGGAAAUGUUGGCACAACUCAAGUAUUUCCAAACACCAGCAGGCAUUCAAACCUCCGAUAGGUUCUAUCGUCAAAUCUUCGGCUCUCAAGGAUGCGACCUUUCCCAGUACCCUCUAAUCUAUUCCCACAAUGACGCAAGCCCUUCCUUUGAUGAUUAUACCGCUUUUGGAGGAUGGAGCGCACCUUAUGGAAAGGUCUUCCAAAACAACGUUACCUUAUGCAAUUUGACCAUAAGCAAGGUAUAUGAAAAAGAGUUUAAGUCAAGCAAUCUAUUAAUUGAAUGA
Messenger RNA from Nymphaea colorata (pocket water lily), 717 nucleotides. RefSeq lists its product as uncharacterized. NCBI's taxonomy places the organism in Eukaryota, Viridiplantae, Streptophyta, Magnoliopsida, Nymphaeales, Nymphaeaceae. The transcript has a single exon. Gene Ontology annotation, biological process: signal transduction. The coding region runs from base 1 to 717 and encodes 238 amino acids. The record is from RefSeq and is a predicted model, not a curated record.